Messenger RNA from Spirodela intermedia, 7299 nucleotides. Lineage: Eukaryota; Viridiplantae; Streptophyta; Magnoliopsida; Alismatales; Araceae. The record is from the annotation of a GenBank genome assembly.
AUGGCAGAAGAGCCGAGCACGGAGGCUAUGGAGCAGACGGGGAGGCAGGAAGACGUGGGAGAAAAACCCCCUUCCCCUCUUCCGUCUGCAUCGCCGCCGCGGAAGAAGCGGGAUAACACAUCCAGAGCUGCCGCAGUUUCCGCCGCGACCGAUCCCACGGCUGUCUCUUCCCCCGUGUCCGCGAAAGGGGCUGCGGCCAAAACCUCUGCUCUGGAAACCCUAGCCAUCCCCAUUCCUGUCACGACGAAUUCGGGUUUCCUGUCUAACGGUAGUCACGGUGUCGUGGAUUGCCGUUCCUUCUCGCAGCUCCUGGCGGGGGCCAUGGCGUCGCCUGUAGGGAAUUCGCGCUCCACGCCGAUUCUCGCUUUGCCGGUCGAUGCUGUGAGGCUUCCCGUGGUCGCCGUGCCGUGCAUUAUUGCUCCCGCAGCGUUGCUCGAGUCCCCUGGGUUCGCGGUUGGUGCUUGCUACCUUCCCUUUACCUAUUAUUUUAUGAUGUUGCUAUUCAUGAAUGCUUUAUCAUGGAAAUGUAGUAUUUUUUCGAGCUUCGUCAGCGACGCAUUUAAAUUUUGUCGUUGGCGGAUUCCUUCGUGUAAAUGAGGUUACGUGCACUUGCUCUGUGAAAUAUGCCUGGAAAUUUCUUGUCCUCAUUUCUUAGAUUAUUCUAAACUGCUCUGGUUUUUCCUCUGGGUUGUUUUGGCCGUGAAUCAGACUCUAAAGCUGACCUUCGUUACGUGACUACGUUUGUGUUUUUCCUGUCUUUUGUUUUAAUUUUAGCUUCCUAGGCCUGUUCUAUCACCGGAUUAUGAGACAAGAACAUUUGUAAACCUUUUGCACGGUGCAGACUGUUGCCAUUGAUAUCACUUCACGAGGAACUCAGAAUUUUGAUCCAUUUUUUUUGGAUCUUUCGUUCCUUGAGGAUUAUCUGCACUAGAUUCCUCCUGUGUGGAUGGGAAACUCCGCUCCACGGCUCUCUUUGUGAUUCAAAAGUUCGGAAGGAUUUCUCCGUUGGAUCCCAUAACAGAUAUAGUCAUCAAUAAUUGUCAUCGUUUAUGAAGAGGAAACUUUAUUUUCCUCCUAGAAAUGAACUCGAAUACCUUGCAUUAAGCAGUAUAUGGAGAAUUUUAUGUCCUGCUUCAAAGUGGCUACGCACGAAAGUUGGCCUAAAAAACCGGAAACACCUGACUUCCAAGUUCUAUUCUAUGUUUCUGGGUGGAUAUUUUCAUGUGUUUUUUCGUAAUGGGCUUUGUUCUUGCUGACACAUCCCCACGUAGUAUUUUAUCAUGAGUUGAGGUCUGUUUUGUGGUAUUCUUCCAACUUUUAGCCCAGCCUGCAUGACUGCAUGUUUCUCAAACGAUCUUAAAGGUUGAUUACUUUGGAUAAUACCCAAACAUAAGCAUAUAAUUAAAUAUAGUCCACUGUUAUUUGACACUAAUAUCUUAGUUUACAUUUUGAGCUCGUUCAGCCAUGUAUCUGUAGGCAAUAUAUGACUUUCAGAAUGAGAGCACCAAGUCAUUUUCUGGUUGACUUCUACAUUACUGCAUGCCUCUGUUAUAGUUGAUGAACAUAUUUAUCUUCCAGGGUCAGUUUGCAAUGACACAUCAGGCAGUAUUGGCAACUGUCACAGCUCACGCACAGAUGCAGCUACAGACUGGUUACACGUCACCGUCCGUGAUAUCCACGAUUAGUCCUCUCCCUUUACAGCAGGUGCCACCUUCAGCAUCUGAACACGAUGGCGUUUCAUCAGUGGUUGAGCAGCCGCCUUCCGCCGAUCAGAAACUGCAGACUGAUCGGGUUGCUUUGAAUACAACGUCAGGUGAUGGGUUUAACUGGAGAAAGUAUGGCCAGAAACAAGUAAAAAGUGGAGAAAAUUCUCGAAGUUACUAUAAAUGUACGCAUAGCAACUGUUUCGCGAAGAAGAAGGUUGAACGGUGUCAAGAUGGCCAUGUGGUAGAAAUAGUUUACAGAGGUGGACACAAUCAUGACCCACCUCAGAAGAGUAAAUCCCCCAAAGAGAGAGGGCCUCCGUCUAGUGGUCACUCUGGAGAUAAUGAAACGUUAACGCCUGCAAUUUCUGAUGCGAAUGGAUCAAUACAUCUUGCUUCUAAAGUGUCCAGUAGACGUUCAUCCAAUAGCAAUCCAGCACAGAAAACCAAGCAUUCGAAGGAGAGAAGGCCUCAAUCCAUUGGGUCUUCUGGUGAUAAUGAGACCAUUACUCUUGCAAGUGGGGAUAUAAAUGGAUCAGAACCUUCACCAUCUAAGUUGGAGGAAAAUUCGGGAAGUGACACAUCUGAUCGUCAGUUGGCCCACCCAAGUGACCGUGAUGGUGAUGCUGACAUUAAAAAUGAAGAAGGCCCUGGUGAUGAACCGAGUCCCAAGCGAAGGCUAGUAUACAGCGUUUUUCCUUCAUUGGUCUUCAAAAUUUUGUAUCCUUUGAUUUCUCGGAUGAUAUUUUUUAUUUUACUUUUUUCAGCAAGACUACGGAAAGCCCAUUGCCUAGUGCAACCCCUCCUUCCAAGACAGUCAAGGAGCAAAGAGUUGUUGUACAGAAAGUUUCAGACGGAGGUAUUGUGAGCGAUGGCUACAGAUGGCGCAAGUAUGGGCAAAAAUUUGUGAAAGGAAAUCCUAAUCCAAGGUAUGUACCUUGCCCAUGGGGUUUCACCAUGGAAAUAUAAUUGUCUUAUACCGAAGUUAGUUUUCACCUGAUAGAUGACCAAUCCCAAUAAACAGACUGUUCAUUGUUUCCCAGUCUGGAACAUAUCAUGCUUCUCAGAGUGUGUUUUCAACAUCCUGCUGUGUUUCUAUGAUUUUUCUUACAUGUUAUAUCGGGGGUCAAUGCUAUCUGGCAUUAUACUAAUCUGAAGUACAUGUUAUAUCUGAAGUCUCCGAUCUGUGAAACUGUCGUUUGCGUGGUCCUUGACUCUGCCAUUUGCAAUUGAUGGAAAUUCUGUAUGUUUUGGCCCAUAGCUGAGCCCAGAACUUCUUCACGUGUCAGAAUGUUAACAAAAGGACGAUCUUUGAUUAGACGGGAAUUGGGCAGUCGUUCUUGGAAGUCCUCAUUCACUUAUGGAAGAUGAGAUACUAAGCUCAGAUUUAAUGACUUUAUUGAGAGGGUAAUUUUUCUGCUUGUAGUUUAAAAUCUCCUCAUCAGUUUUAUGUCGCUAUGGGGCAAUUUGAAUCAGCUCAAGUGGACCUCUAAUGUGUGACCUGUGAUAUGUGAUAACUUAUACCGAGUUACACUUGAACAUCUUUUAGUCAUUUGGUCUGUAUCAGUGAAUGUGCCAUGAUAGAAGCCUUUUGUUCGAAAAUGUUCAAGGAAUGGCAACAAAGUACGCAUGAUUCUGAUGAUACGCUAUCAGCAGAAGCUCGCACCACAUCAAAUAGCAUGGAAGGCGAAUUUCAUUUCAGAGAGGCUGAGAGCAGAUCCGACUUGUAUGAGUUGGUCUAAAUGGAAAUAAUCUUGGUUUAGCACAUAAAUGGCUUUCUGGAGGAUAGAAAACACUGUCUAAGCUGUAUUUUCAUAUGGUUAUGCAGCCCCUAUACAACAAUACUAUUAGUAUUCACGAUGUGGUAUGUGUUAUUGAUACAUAAUUACUCAAGGUGAUCACUUGACAGAUCGUUGAUACGGUAGAUUUGUUUUUGAAGGUGAUGGAAAAUACUUCGACUGAUGAAAUAGUGGAAUACAUAUUGGAAAUGGAGGAGAAGGAAUCAGUUGUCUCCAUCAUCAUCCAGGACCAAACUAGUCUACAGCAGUUUGCUGUAGCGUGAUAUCAGAAUGGUUAUCAUAAAAUAUACCACUUCUUAGUUUUCAUUUGAUUAUUAAGCGUUUCAUUCAGACUUAGCCGACCGGAUGACGUCGUGUUAUCCCCACUGGUGUCUUUGAUUUGCAUAGUGCAGUUCUUCUUUGGGCGAUCAAGUGGCUUAAAAUUUGUGCAUUUUUUAAUUUCUGUUACAUGGAGUCGGGGAAUUUGUUCUCUAGUAUGUCUCAUUGCAUUCUUUCUCGAAUUCAUAACUUCAUACCUCUGUGAAGAUGUGAUCCCUUACUCUGUUCGAAUCUCUAAAUGAUUGUAUUAUAUCUACCCAAGGUGAGACACCUUUUGGGAACUUGGUGAGUGAGUCUGAAUUCGGACUUGAGGAUACUACAUCUUCUUAGAAAUUCACAUUUUUCCUGUUUUAUCUGCUCAAAUCGUGGCCACGGUCAGCUUCUUUAUGCGACAUGAGGCGGAUGGGAUUGGAAGCAGCUGAUCGGAUCCUAUCCUCUAGCUUCCCAGAAGUAGAUGGCCAAAGGCCAACCCCUCCUGAGUCGCUGCUGACUACUGUUGAAUUGUAGCUGGCUGGAGCAGCUGGAAGAAGAAUCAACGAAAUAAAUCUGUCAUGUAGCUAUCUUCGCUGGCUUUGAAGUAAUAAUACCCCUUUCAAGAAAUAAUAUUUCUUUUAGUAUUUUUUAAAAAAAUUCAAGCCUUAUUCUGGCUCUUCCCACAGAUUAGCCAAUGAAGGCGAUCAGAUCCCUAGCGGGGUCUCCUAAUCCGAUCUUAUGCUCCAUAUCGUUGUCAAGUUGCCAUUGAAUGUCUCUUUCCUUACCUUCUCGUCCAUUACAGUUCUGAACCUCCCUGAAUCACCAUGUUCGUCUUCUCUCGUUUAGUUUUUAAAGCUUCAAUUCAUAUAAUCUGUCAUAUGUAAAGUUUUCACGAACAUCUGUCAGAAUGAUCCCCAGACGAUCAUUCUGUGGCAAAAUCCUCACAUUUCUGCGGCACUAUUCUGCUAUCUCCUUCCUCAUAAGAUAUGGGGGAACCUAUGUGAACGAACCCGGUUUAAGUGUGUCUGUGAUCUAGCCGAUGAUGCCACAUAUUCACUAGCAUAGCUCUUGCCUCAAAUAUCACAUGCAUGUUCCUCAGCUUCCCUUCAGCCACUCGUAAUCCUCCCACGCUCACUGGCUGUGUUCUUUACAGUUGUUUGUCCCAUUUCCAGCUGCUAGUUCAGAUAUCAACAGCUAGAGAUGUAGGCUGUCAUCCACCAUCUUCUUGAUCUUGGUGAUCUGAUAUCUUUAUACAAGAACAUGAUAAAAUAGCUUCCUGUCAUAUUCAUCCUUACUUCUUCCAUUCUUUGUACCCCUUGGGAUCGCUCCUAUGCCAAAAUUGACAGGUCAUGAAGGACAUUGACAGCACAUAGAAUCAUACAAGAUCUCUCUAUUAUCAUAAUUGUUUUUGAAUCAUUACUUCUCUCCUACUUUUUCCUUUUUCAUGUUUUCCUUAGGCAGUAUGAGAUGUUUUUCCCAUGUCAUCUCUGAAGUGUUGCAGUAAUAAAUUCAGUAAUAGAGAUGUGAACUUUCAUUAACUGUGUGUUAUUUCGGUAUGAAGAGUACUAAUGGAGAUGAAACGUAGUAUAUUCCUCGUAUAUUUACCUUGACACGCCCUAUAUUUUUCUAUUGACUAAUCUAUGUCGAAACUUAAAAUCUUCCGCAGAGAAUUCUGUUAAAUUCAUCAUGAUUGGGUUCUCAGACGUGAGACUAGUGCUGAUUGCGCUAAUAAGGGUCAAGGCCCUUACUAUUAAGUAUUGAACAGUGUAAUAAGACCAGACACAACGACAGUUGAGAGGGAUUGGAGAUAUUUUGCAUACUGUUGAUUUGUGGUUGACUUUUAUGGGAUUGAUGCGAUUAUUUUAUUUUAUUUUAAUCCACAUUUUCCAAUGAUCUACAUCUGCACAGUUAUAUUGUAGAUUAUCUGUGGGAGCUUCUGUUUUCUAAACCAGAAACAACGGUAUAUCCAAUUAUAGCCCCCCCUCUGGGAUGUAAAAUAUCUCUUCACGAGAUAUUUAAGCAUAUGCUCGUAAACAUUUGAUUGAAAGAUCAUUUAAUUAGGAUCAGGGCCUUGAAAACUGACCGAGAGGUGUUCUGUUCUUUCAUCAACUUCAGAAAGGCGGGCCAUGCCGAAGAAGAUCAUGGAUGCAUACACUUAGCUUCUAGGUAUUAAUCUCAUUGUAGUAUGGUAUGAUAUUGCUAACUAAACGUUUUAUAAUUCAUUUGUUGAAGAACUUGUCCUUUGGUUAGAAGACAAUAGCCACCCAUCAUAUCAUUUAAUGAAACUGAAGAUUAGAAGAUUAUGGGAUGUAUCUUAUACCAGUUACAUUGUUCUCAUCCCAUCGGGUAUAACAACUUUCUGCUAAAUCUCACUUUCUUCACUUUGCCAAAUCUUAUGCUCCUAACAAGAUUCAGAUGACAUCUAUCAUUUGGAUUGCUUCAUUUUUAUUAAUGCCGCGGCUUAUGCACAGUAUUUUCUCCUAAAUGUUUUUUUACCAAACGUUAAGGGAGGGUAGGAUUUUCCUCAUACAAUCUCUUUGUAUUUUUAUUAUCUCUCUCUUUCUGUCCUUUGGUGGUUGUAUGCCUCAGCAGAGGUGUGCUUCCCAAUUUUUCUUAUCCUCUCUCAUUCUAAAUAUGAUGCCAAAACGAUUAACGAUUUAUUCUCUCCCUUUUCAUCUGCUGUCAGUUGACUUCUUUUUUUGGAAGUGUUCUUCAACCGCCGCUAUUUCAUCCAUCGUCAAUAUCAUAAUAGCCUCCCCCUAGGCGUAGGUUGGAGUCUUGUGUGGGGGUUGACCGACAAGAGCCUCCUCCUCUUGCUUGUGCUCUGCCUCUUGGGGGCUCUCUGUGAUCUCUUUGACCUUCUUUUGGUUGACAAACAGAUAGUAGAUUCUAUAUGCAACAUUUUUUGCUGCUCGGGUUGACCCUUUAUGCUAUGGUUUCAUCAUGGUACAGCGGGUUGGGGUUGACUACUUCUCGCUCGUCAAUAAGUUAUCCUCUAUUCGAGCUUUGCUGCCAUCUGCCCUAAUGUUCCUUCCCCUUUGGUCUGUACAUCCAGGAGCUACUACAGAUGUACGCAGAUAGGCUGCCCUGUUCGGAAGCAUGUAGAGAAGGACUCCGUUGACCCGAAAGCGUUCAUAAUCACGUACGAAGGAGAGCACAACCACGACCGGCCGCCACCAAAACACGACGGCGACCCCCCGGUCCUGCUCAUCGCCGCUGCCGCCGCCGCCGCCGCCGCCGCCUCUGGGAGCGCCGGUGGGCAGCCACCGGCCAGUCCUCCGGCGGACGAGGGGCCCAAAGUCGAAUCCCGGCCAGACGUGGAUUCGAAGGCAUCGGAGCACGGCGCAGACCAGGCCCUGGAAUCAGCGCAAACCCUUCUGAGCAUGGGGCUCAAACCCGCCGCCGCUGCCGCCGCGGAAGAGGCGGCCGACGGGAAGGGCUCCGACGCCAUGCAACGGCCGCUGUUUGACAAGAAUCGCCCGCCGGUCCCCGUCCAGAAUUCCUGA